UGUUUCAUUUUCCUCAUCGUUCCGUGUUUUUUAAUUUUUACUUAUUUAAACAAAUGUUUUGUGCAUAAAAAUAUGGAAAUAGUAAAUGAUAACAUAAAAUUCUAAGUUAUUUUUUAAUCUUAUGUUACUUUGUGAUUGAAUGUCUAACUGUGGAUAAAGGAAUCUUCUGAAAGUUCUUUCUGUAAAGAUGGGUGAAGAAUUAUCAGCAUUAUUAACAGACAUGGCGCAGUUGGGAAUCGAAAUUAAAAAAAAUAAUGUAAGCAAUUGUAAUGUUGUAAAUGAGGAAGAUGAAUUGAAACAGGAUGAGGAAAUUCCAGAAGUGUCACCAAAAAUGUGCCUUCGUAAACGUGCAUCCUGCCAAGACACACUUCAUCGCACAAGAAAUCGCAAAAUCACAAAACCCAAGAGAAACUCAAAAAACGCGAUGCAAUUUGAGACUGAAAAACAAACAAAGAAUUUUUACUUAAACAUUAACAAAAAAGUUAAAUUAAAGCCAACAAUUCUUGAAACAAUAUACGAGCAAGAUGAGUCACUUUCAGAUGUAAAUGAGGAAAAGAAAAAAGAAACUGGUCGUAAAUUGAAACGUACACUUGCUAUCUGUGAUGGACUCAACAUUACAAAAAGCUUGAAAGAUAAAAGAAAGAAUUUGAUAAAAAAACAUUUAGGCAAUAAAAAACGACCUAAGAAAAUCGCGCUCGCUAAAUUCAUGGAAUACUUCAAAGAGAAAAUAGCAGUUAGUAGUAGCAAUGAUGUUAUGGAGACAAUUGAAUGGUAAAUGAAUAGGCUUUAACAUUCGUGUCGCAAGAGAGCGAAGUAGCAACAAACUGAUUAAUUUUAAAGCACGUUCUCGAAAAUAAAAACUUUGUCGUUGGUUGGCACAGCAGAAGAACACAAAAUAAGUCGAAAAAAAUUCUCAUGUACCUUUUUUUUCUUUAUCAUCUUUGUUGUGUAAAAGAAACUUUAAAUUAAGUGAAUAAAAUUCCUUUUUUUCUUGUAUAAGUUUACACA
Molecule: messenger RNA, 1008 nt
Organism: Clunio marinus
Lineage: Eukaryota; Metazoa; Arthropoda; Insecta; Diptera; Chironomidae
Source: the annotation of a GenBank genome assembly